AUGGCUUUGGGAAAACGGUCCACGAUCCGUCUUCCUCCAGAAGUUAACCGAGUUUUGCUCGUAAAAAAUUUGCCCUACAAUAUCUCGGCGGAAGAAAUGUAUGAUUUAUUUGGGAAAUAUGGUGCAAUUCGGCAAAUCCGUGUUGGAAACACGCCGGAGACAAAAGGCACCGCGCUGGUAGUCUAUGAGGACAUUUUCGACGCAAAAAAUGCUUGCGACCACCUCAGUGGCUUCAAUGUGUGUAAUCGAUAUUUGGUUGUGCUCUACUACCAGAGAAACAAGUGUGAUGAUGAUGAUGAUGGUGCGUUGGACCGGGUGGCUGGAGUGUUACAGCAGCACAGGGUCGCGCCGCGCCCUCGUGUCGUCAGUGCUUUCGAAUUAAACACAAUGCAAUUCAAAAAAGCCGAUGUGGACAAAAAACGCGAGACACUGGAUCAUCUGAAGGCAAAGUAUGGUUUGAAUACGCCAAGGCCCAAGUAA
Mesocestoides corti is the source of this 480-nucleotide messenger RNA. Lineage: Eukaryota; Metazoa; Platyhelminthes; Cestoda; Cyclophyllidea; Mesocestoididae. The record is from the annotation of a GenBank genome assembly.